Messenger RNA from Cajanus cajan (pigeon pea), 1443 nucleotides. NCBI's taxonomy places the organism in Eukaryota, Viridiplantae, Streptophyta, Magnoliopsida, Fabales, Fabaceae. The record is from RefSeq and is a predicted model, not a curated record.
ACAAUUGGGAUAACGAGUAAGCAAGUUAAAGCAGAAGAGAGGUCGCAACAGAAGGUGAGUGAGAAGAAGAGAGAAGAAGCGCAUCGAGAGAAAAAGGAGCAUCGUCAUGUCCAAAAACAAAGGCAAAAGGAAAGAGAGCGAUAGCGAAGGAGAAGACGACGACGUAUUCUACUACCGCUAUAGCAGCGCCAACCCAACCCAAACCCAAACCCAAACCCAAUCACAACACAAUAAUCCCAACUCCAACACCAAGGGUUCCUCAUCCUUAGCACCGUCGAAAUCAACGUUGUACGUUUCCAACCUCGACUACUCCCUCACCAACUCCGACCUCCACACGCUCUUCUCCACCUUCGGCCGCAUCGCGCGCGUCACCGUCCUCAAGGACCGCCGCACGCGCCUCAGCCGCGCCUCCAUCGCCGCCGACAACGGCCGCGCCCCCGAGUUCAUCCGCCGCCGCGUCUACCACGACACCGCCCGCUGCUUCGAGUGCGGCGCCCACGGCCACCUCUCCUACGACUGCCCACGCAACCAGCUCGGCCCCCGCCAGCGCCCCGAGCCCAAGCGCCCCCGCCGCGGCCCCCACCGCCGCGACGCUGACGCUGACGGCGACGACUCCGACGGCGACGGAGCCGCCGCCGCCCGCUUCGAGGACGAUAAUUGGGCCUCCGUCGUUGACGACGGUGCCGACGAGAGGUUGUUGGCGGGGAACCAGGAGGAUGUUGGGGCUGUAAAGAAGAAGAAGGAGAAGAAGAAAGCUGGGUACUUCAGUGAUGAGAGUGACGAUGAUGAUUGAUGAUUGCAAUUGAUGAAUUGUGUGUUGUGUGUUUGGUGAGAAUACACACUAACAUGUUGAUACAAAAUGAGGUUUCCGUUGUUGAUUGAUAACCUUAUCUUAGCUUUAGGUUCUGUUAGGAAAUUCAAUGCCUCUAUUCUGGUGUCUAGUGAAAUCUACAACAUAAAAUUGUGUUCCUCAAUGUAUUCACAUAUAAUUUUUUUUUUGAUAAGUAGGGAUUACAGUGACAGCAAUACUUUUUGAACUUAGGAUUUUGUGCAUAUACUUCAAUUCCCACCGCUAGGCUGACCCUUGUGGUUCCUUUUAAUGUAUUCAUAUAGCUAUGUGUUUGUCUGUGCUAAAAUUGAGAUUAUUCUAUAUUGACUGUGAAUGCUGUAUGAACAUAUUGUCUACCAUCAAUUCAUGUAGAGACCCAGAAUUCUUUCCACAUGGGCCUCUUUCUAGCGGAAAGAGACUUCAUAGGACAUGCUUUUGACAUUAGGUUUAUUGGGGAUGGCAUUGUGAUAUUUCAUGUUGGUAACUAUUUUUGGGAUUACGCUUUGCUCCCUGAUUAAUGUCUAUUAAGCAUUACAUUUGAUGGAGAUCGAUGGGUAAUUGAUGUUGGAGAUAGUAUCUUCAGUGUGUUCCUUGGUCAACUGAAGUUAUUCUUA